AGCAAUCCUUUAAGGAUGAGUUUAAACUUGGUCCGCCCUCACCAAAAUGUGUUUAGCGCCAAAGAUUAUCAGCUGAUACAAAUACAAGAUGUCCCUGGCGAUGGCAAUGUAAAAUUAGAAAUACCCAUCGUGUAUUCAAAGGAAUUGAAUGAGGAGCCCCAGGCGAACGAAGAACUUCCGUCUCGGUACGAGGAGCAAAUCAAAAGCCAAAUGAAGCGCUUGUUAGAACUGAAACGAGAUAAUUUAUUAAAAGAAAAGCAAGUGUUGCAGAGGAAAGUUGACAAAUACCGAAGGUUCAGUAAAAACAUGAACUUACAGAAGGAGAUAAUGAUGAAGUCGGGUCAAUGGCGCAUGACUCGACUUCGCAAGGCUUGCGAGAAAGUGUUUUCAAAGACGCAAAUUGAGUUGAUGCUUGGGAGGAAAAGGAAGCACAAAUGGAGUCACGACGACCUCGCAAUAGCUUAUAACAUAAUCACGUUGGGUAAUUAUCGUUGCUUCGCGUAUGUGAAGGAAUACAUGAAAAUCCCUUUACCAUCGAGAGGUUGCCUCACCAAAUGGCUCAGUGUUAAACCCUCCGCGAAAAAGUUGGCGGUCAAUGUUAAGGAGGUGGAGAGAUAAGGUCGUUUGCGGUAUAUGCUCUUUUAAUUGUAAGAAAACAAAAACAUUCUUAAUUUAAUGUCAUUAAGCAAAUAAAGAAAGAAUCU
Molecule: messenger RNA, 704 nt
Organism: Cylas formicarius (sweet potato weevil)
Lineage: Eukaryota; Metazoa; Arthropoda; Insecta; Coleoptera; Brentidae
Exons: 1
Coding region: 16-618 (200 amino acids)
Source: RefSeq, a predicted model, not a curated record